UGUUCUCAUACUUUCAGUAUGAGAACUCAUAUUUGUGACAUUUUCCUAUCUUGUAUCUCUUAUGAGCGACAAGCAGGCAAGAAGUAUGAGAAUGAGCAAAUAAACCUUUAACUCGGAACACAAAGAUGUUCACACUGGAGAGCAGCGUUUUACCUCCGUAAUAUGUAAGACAUGCAGAACCUGUCAAACCUGCAAGUGUCCAUAUCUUUCUAACUUUACAGACACUUUGGAAAGGUGGCUGGACUGAAGAUGCAGCCAGGAACGACUGUGUGUGACUUGUUCAGUGACUCACUGUCUGCAAUAUCCCAGGGACGGCUGUGUCUCAGCAUGAAUCUCUCAGUAAGACGUAGAAAAGCAGAGCCCUCCACCUUUAGCUGACCCUCUUUAAGCCCCUCCCUCUGUCUCUCCUUCACUUCUUUGCUGUCUUUAACUUAGGUGGUCAUAGUUCAAGGAAGCUAUUUUGAGCUGAUACACUACUGCUUGGUUCUUUCAUGCUCCUUCGCUGCGUCUUCUACUGCUGCAAGCAUGAAUGUGAGAACUGUUUUCAUCAUACUCCUCCUGGGCUUGGUUGCAAUUCUUGUCUUGGUGUGCAUCUUGGUGUCCAGAGGUGGAAACUGCAAUUCCUUGCCGCCACAGACUUUCCCAGAAUACCGGCAGAGUGAACGGAGUUGGCUUUUUGCUGAUUUGACCCAAGAAGAAAUGCUCCAUGUGGUUCGGUACCUGAAGACGAGUCUUGGGACAACACUGAAAGAUGCUUCUUACGCAAAUCCUUCAGACAACUGCAUUUAUUCCAUUGACCUCCAGUUGCCGCCCAAAGCAACGUCUCUCUCAUACCUCGAUAACGGAGGAAGCCGCCCACCUAGGCAAGCGUUAGCUAUCGUGUACUUUGGUAACCAGUCAGUUCCAAAUAUCACUGAGUUCAUAGUGGGCCCACUGCCAGAACCAUCUUAUCACCAUGAUGUGACAGUGCAGAAGUAUGGAGAGAAGCUACCUUAUUAUCGCAGGCCUCCCCUAAUGGCUGAAUACAAACAGAUGGCAUUCUUUCUGCACCGGGCAGUGUUUCCCACAGCACCAAGCUUCAUGCGUGAAGUCAUGAGCUAUGAUGGGACUAACCUAGCAGCAGUGACUACAUCUCCCCGUGGACUGAGGUCUGGCGAUCGCUCAACGUGGUUAGUCCUGUUCCAAAAUGUCAGUGGUUUCUUCUUGCACCCUGUUGGGCUAGAGAUACUGCUUGAUCACAGUAACCUGGAUGCUUUCCAUUGGAAUGUGACAAAAGUGUUUUACAAUGGCCAGUAUUACAGGGACUUGGCACAUCUGGAGAAAGAUUUCAUGGAGGGGUGUCUGCAUGCGCAGAAGACAAAAAGGGUGCCACGUGAUGGUGGUUUUUCCUCUUUGAAGCCCAGAGUGAACCCUGUUGAGCCAGGCCCUUCACAUUAUGAGUCUUCUGGGGAACGUUAUAAUGUGAGAAACAACCAGGUCUCCUCCUCAUUCUGGAAUUUUGCCUUCAGGAUGGAUCUGAGUAGGGGCCCGAGUCUCUUUGAUAUCAGGUUCAAAGGGCAACGGGUUGUCUAUGAGCUCAGUGUACAGGACACAAUGUCUGUCUAUGGUUCCAGCAACCCUGGUGGGAUGAUAACCCGGUAUAUGGAUGCAAGCUUUGGAAUUGGAUACUUCACAAACUCACUGAUGCGAGGGGUUGACUGCCCAUAUUCUGCCACUUAUGUUGAUGUUUCCUUUUUAGCUCAAUCAGAAAGGCCCAUCCUGACCCGAGAUGCCUUCUGUGUUUUUGAACAAAUCUCGGGGGCUCCACUUCGGCGCCAUUAUUCCAAUCUUUAUUCUCUCUACUACGGAGGACUGCCUAGCACUGCACUGGUCUUGCGCUCUGUGACUACCGUUGGCAAUUAUGACUAUAUCUGGAACUUUGUCUUCUAUCCAAAUGGAGCCAUUGAAAGUAAAGUUUACCCCACGGGCUACAUAAUGUCUUCUUUUCUCCAGGAUGGUGGACUUGAUUUUGGUCACAGGGUUAGUGAUCAUACCCUAGGAACAAUCCACACCCACUUUGUCGGCUACAAGGUGGACCUGGAUAUUGGUGGUGUGAAAAAUUCCUUGAUUUCUAAUGACAUGACCUUUGAGAACAUAAAGGCCCCUUGGAGUCCGGACAAUGAGAUCCGCCAAAUGAAAAUGGUGAAAAAUGUACUGGAUACUGAGGACAAAGCAGCCUUCCGCCUCCAUGACAACAUGCCAAGAUACGUAUAUUUUGCAGCAAAUAGCAAUAACAAAUGGGGACACAAACGUGGCUAUCGCAUCCAGUUGAUCAGCUUUGCUGGGGAUCACCUACCAGAGACGGAUCCUAUGGAGAGAUCUGUUAGCUGGAGCAGGUACAAGCUGGCCGUCACUAAGCGAAAAGAAAACGAACCCUUCAGUACCAGUAUCUAUAACCAGAAUGACCCAUGGACACCUUCAGUUGCCUUUGCUGACUUCAUAAAUAACGAGAGCCUUAUUGAAGAGGACUUGGUUGCCUGGAUCACCACCGGCUUCCUGCACAUUCCACAUGCUGAGGAUGUCCCCAACACCGUGACACUUGGGAAUGCUGUCGGUUUCCUUCUGAGACCUUAUAACUAUUUUGAUGAGGACCCUUCCAUACAUUCUCCCGAUGGAGUAUUCUUCACCAGUGAGCAGGACUUCACUUCCUGUGAUGUCAACCAUAUUGCGUGCCUGCCAAAAACAGCAACGUGUGUGCCCAAACUUCAGCCUUUCACCUUUGAAGGCUUUCAAAAUCUGACAAGACUCUGAGAUCUUCUGUAUUUUGGAUGGCUGGUUAUGUUUGGAGUGGUGGAAACUGUUCACCCUGAUAUCUAAGGACCAUUAGUUCUGAUUUUUUUCUUCUGUUCAGUCAUUUAAAUCUAAACCUUAAGAUUGACCUGCUUGCGUUGUGCACAGUUGUGAACUGGUAAAGAAACUGCAGUUCUUUUUCUCCAUACCAGAUUGUUUAGGUGAACAUCAUAUCGCAUAUUAGUCUGCUUCUCCUAAAUGCUCAUGUUUGUUGGAGAAGCUAAUGGGUAUAUGUAUACACAACUGUGGCCUCCCAGAUGUUUUUUUACCUACAACUGUCAUCAGCCCUAUCCAAACCAGUGGUAAAGAGUUGUGGGAAUUACAUAACAAAAAUACCUUGGAUGCCACCGUUGCCCAUCCUUGAUCUUCGCUAUGGCUUGCUGGACUAAACAAUCAUUUUUUCUCUCCUUUUUUCCCUAUGGACUCAAAUUUUAUAAAGUAGGCUACAGAUGUAAAACAAUAAAUUCCCAGUACCAUCAUCAAAUUUCAAUUCCCAUUAUUUUUUAUUUGUAAACUUGGAAAGUAAUCCAUGUUAACUGAUAUAGACAUGGAAUAUGUUCAUAAUGAGAUUGCAUUAGUUUUGUGCUAAUGAUCUGGAAUAGUCCAAAUGUUGAGAGAUACAGGUCCUUAUCACACAACCCUGUUAUGACGGGUUAUACUGUUGAAAAACCGAUCCAGUUGUACUCACAAUAAUAACUCAUUGAUUCUUUAUAACACACACUUGCCAUGUUUGUGUUGUAAUCACAUGAUUUUGAAGUUUUUUAUCUGCAGUUAUUAUCACCAUCCCAAUUUGAACCACCUCAUGCUGCAUAAUUGGUUUGCUUCCAAUAUAUAGAUAGAGAUAUAUAGUUGUAGUAAUGCUAUUAUGCUAUAUAGUUGAUCUUCCAUGUCCACAAAUUCUGCAUCCACAAAUUCACACCCCCAACCCCAGCUUGAAAAUAUUGCCAAAAUUCUUGAAAACUGUCCUUGGUUUUGCUGUUUUACAUAAGGGACACUUUAUGUAUUUUAUUACAUCAUUGUAUAUAAUGGGAUUUUGAUAUCCAGAGUGGGUCAUACAACCAAAUCUUAAGAAAUACCAAGGGUCCAUUGUCAUUAUACUGUUGCAGCCAGGCCCGUAGCCAGGAUUUUGAUUGGGGGGGGGGGGGUGCUGAGUCUGAGCGAGAGGGGAUCUACCCUAGCAAACCUUUUGUAUCGUUAUCCCAAUACCCCCAUGUAUAUGGGAUAUAUUGAGCAUGGUGAUCAGAUCAUGAUAUGAAUAAACGUAACAGUUUAAAUAAUAAAUGUAAGGCCUUCUUGUGGGCCACCCUGAGAAUUUCGAGGGGGGGGGGUGCUGAAGCUAUGGGCCUGGUUGCAACAUUUCAGUACUCCUAUCAGUGCCAAGGUCUUGCAGAAUUGACCCUCUGCUAUUUUUCAUUAGUGUUUAUCAUGAUAAUAAGUUGUUUCAGACCACCUUGUUUAAACAAAGCAUGUUAUUUGUACUCAUUAAGAUGUAAUAUAGCUAUUACAGUAUGUAAUCAUAAUGCUAUUACACCAUUAGCAAAAAAAUUAAACAUAAUUUUAAAAAGUGA
Molecule: messenger RNA, 4397 nt
Organism: Anolis carolinensis (green anole)
Lineage: Eukaryota; Metazoa; Chordata; Lepidosauria; Squamata; Anolidae
Product: membrane primary amine oxidase
Exons: 4
Coding region: 526-2790 (754 amino acids)
Biological process (GO): amine metabolic process
Cellular component (GO): plasma membrane
Molecular function (GO): quinone binding; copper ion binding; primary methylamine oxidase activity
Source: RefSeq, a predicted model, not a curated record